Tricharina praecox is the source of this 496-nucleotide messenger RNA. Its product is annotated as DASH complex subunit Dad4. The record is from RefSeq and is a predicted model, not a curated record. Gene Ontology annotation, biological process: attachment of spindle microtubules to kinetochore. NCBI's taxonomy places the organism in Eukaryota, Fungi, Ascomycota, Pezizomycetes, Pezizales, Pyronemataceae. The coding region runs from base 41 to 259 and encodes 72 amino acids. Gene Ontology annotation, cellular component: DASH complex; mitotic spindle. The transcript has 5 exons.
UCCUUCUUUCACGCAACCCAUCCACCACAACCUACGAAGUAUGGAGAGCCCUCACGAACAUCAGCAAGCCCAGCUCCUCUCGCGCAUCAUAACGAAUGUCGAGAAACUUAACGAGGCGGUCAUGACGCUGAGCCAUGUUCUCAACGAAAUCAACACAAAGAACAUGAACACCGAGAUCGUUGCGCAGAUGUGGAGCAACUAUCAGUCGAACGUUCAGUUCCACCUCGAAGCGACGGAGAAUCUCCAGGAUGCUGUAUAGAACGAACGUACAACGGAUUAGAAUAGCGAGCUUCAUCGUGCUAGCCAUGGCGGUGAUGAUGAAGGUAGAACGAUAGAGCUAGCGAGAAGAUUUUGAGUUCUGUUUGUUAGGUUUGAUGAAAUGGCGUUUUGAGUCUUGCUCUGUAGUACCAAGUUUGUCGUGAUGCGCGUUUGCGCGCUAGCGUGACACACGCGUGAGAGUUGUGAGAGUUGUGAGCGCAAAUGGCCACUGCGAGGC